Messenger RNA from Aspergillus homomorphus CBS 101889, 1632 nucleotides. RefSeq lists its product as uncharacterized. The coding region runs from base 475 to 1632 and encodes 385 amino acids. The record is from RefSeq and is a predicted model, not a curated record. Lineage: Eukaryota; Fungi; Ascomycota; Eurotiomycetes; Eurotiales; Aspergillaceae. The transcript is spliced from 2 exons.
GCUCCCUGUGUACAUCACAAAAUCACAAUCCAGAAUUACCCCUUAGAUUCGAUUGGGUUUUCGCAUGGUUCUUACACGCUCAACUGGAGUCUCCAGCUAGCCUGAAAUCCAGUAAAGAUCGAUCAAUAUAUUGCUUAUUUGGUGCUGGCGAGGGAUUUCCCGUUUAGGAAACUCGGAUGAUCCUCCCUCAGCGCAGAUUGCCAGUGAUCACUUAUCAACUUGUGUGACUUUCUCACCUUGUGGACUUAAACUACUGAUCCUUGCCUCGUCUAUCAUACUUGCGGACGUACUUGCGAGGCGCUACGGUUGGGGCAACAGCUGUUCUGGUGAUUAUCCAAGCUGCUCAAUAUCGUCAAUCAUCGAACUCAGCAACCAUCACGCCCUGCGGCAUCAAAUCAUACUAUCAAGUCAAACUAACAAACAAACUAUUUUUGUGACCUCCAGUAGAACACUGCUUAUUGACCGCGCGGGGAGAUGUCAGAUCUAUACUGUCCACUACCCCCAGGGGACCAAGAUAUAUUUCGCUUUCGUUCCCGGUACGGCGUAAAUUUAGGAUCUACUUUCUUACACGGACCGUCCUCAACCAACGCCAUCUCAAGCAACUGCACCGAGCAAGAUGAGCUCGAAGCACUCAAAAGCUCCAUCGAGACCAACGGGCUAGAACCCACCUCCUCGAUAUGGGGAUCCCAUUGGCUUGGCGCGCUGAAGAAUGACGAUCUACUCUGGCUCAGAGACAGCGCACACUGCAACACGAUCCAGCUGUCCCUCGGAUUCUUGACUCUGGGUCCUCUCUUCAGCGAAGGCACACCCUUCGAAGGCCUGCCAUCCCAAGUCUACACCCGCUGCUGGAACGCCAUCAAACACCUCAUGGAACGAUGCCAUACCCACGGCAUUGGCGUCCUACUCACUUUCGACCCCACCGCUAAUGGGGUAGACCUCUGCUCCAGCGUGAAAACCCUCGCCCUAGCACGAGACUGCGUCGCCUUCAUCGCGCAGGAGGUGACCUUCCACGCACUACACGGUGUCGCGGGUCUCCGGAUCGCACUCCCUGAGAAGAACAACGAGGCAGACGCUUCGCGUCUCCGCGACUGGUGCAGGGAGGUGAGGAUGAUUGUGAGCGCCAUUGACGAAUUCCUACCGCUGUAUAUCAGUGCCGGUCUCGAAGGAACCGCGAAGUUCCACGACGACUGCGCGACACCCUUCCCACAGCUCGGAGCGGAUCUCGGACGAUCAGGCGCUACCACCAUCUUCGCACCACCAAGCCACCUGCUACUCUCGCGGGACCUCGUCCAGGCACAAGCCCAGCAAGCCCGGAUCGAGCGGCCGCAGCUGCUGAGGGAGGCCUUGUCACAGGUCGAGGCGCAGGAGAAGUCCUGCCAGAGCGCGGCCGGGCGGCAGAGUUUCGUCCACGGCUGGGACUUGGGAUUCAGCGAUGCGCUGCGGUUCUAUGAUGCCGCGGUCGAGGGCCUGUUGCCGCUGAGGAGGCCUGGGGGGGCGGAUAGGAUCGGGGAGGUGGAGCUCUGGGCUCGUCGGCGCGCGAGGGAUGUUGCACGGCUGGAGGGCGAUCAUCAGACCUGGGAGUUGGGGCUCCGACGCGGGAUUGCCGAUUUUGAUCGGUUCGUGGGCAUUUAA